AUGACAACAAAUAUCAAUCCGAGUUUUUUUCCUCUAUUAAUUUUAUUUACAAUUCUGGCAAUUGCGGAGGCAAACGAUCUAGGUUGUAAGUCUAACAGAACAAAAAGAGAGCUACCAACGAGAUAUCUAAUAUUUCCCCAGGGUAGCAACGUCCAGUUGAUUUACUGUCUGACGAUCGGGACCUAUGCCAAGCCGGAAAGCUUCUUCACGGUAGGUGUGACUGCGGGGCUCGCUUGGGAGCUUCCUCACAGAGAAACGGUGCCUUAUCGAAAACCCGCCGAGGUUUACCAUCGCCGCAGCAGGAGAGAGUUGUAUCCGAAAGUUGAGUCAAUGUUGACCACACGGGGUAAAGACGGAAAAGCUUGCGUACUUAAGGCUCUUUGUCAAGCAGCAAGAAGAAAUGACUCCGACGUUGGAAAAGGCACCUUUAUGCAAGAAAUUCUCUUUUCUAUAUUCACUUUACCCAGUGGUUCUUAUGACGUCGAUCCAAAAACUCGGUACGAGCUAGCUCAUGACUCGAUAAAUGAUUGCGACCAUCUGUAUCCUACAUGCUCCGAUUCGUUUUUUACAUUGAAUUAAUAUAUAAUUACGGACUGAAGAAAAUAAAAAAGAGAUGAAGAAAGAAAAGAAGAAAUAAAAUAAAGAAAAAGUAACAAGAAAUAACGAGAUAAGUUUUUCUCGUGGGGUUAAGCGAUAUUUUAACAUCGAUAACGGUUAAAUUCACCGAGGACUGAACUUGGUAGUGAUAAAUUUAUGAGACGCUUACAGCGCUACUCGAGGGAAAGUAACUGAGAAAGAUAGUAUUAAAAUGACGAGGAUGAAAACAA
Molecule: messenger RNA, 827 nt
Organism: Cotesia glomerata
Lineage: Eukaryota; Metazoa; Arthropoda; Insecta; Hymenoptera; Braconidae
Exons: 4
Coding region: 1-579 (192 amino acids)
Source: RefSeq, a predicted model, not a curated record